AGCGGCGGCGGCGGCGGCGGCGGAGGCGCAGCGGGAGCGGAGCCGGCUGCACUCGGGGGCUGGCGCUCCGCAAUGAGACAGUAGCUGCAUCCCCGCGUGCGCUGCUGCAGGGUAACAUCUGGACUGGAAUCGAGGCCCCUCUGGUGCUUGGAUGUCCCUAAAUUCCUGGAUCAGCUUGUUGAAGACCGUAUUGCUGCUAGAAGCUUCUCAUACUCCUCAGGAUCUUUUCAGUAAGACUGAUACUGCAUAAACUGAGAAUUUAGACGCUCUGAGCAAAACCCAUCAAGUCGUCUAUGAAAAUGGUGGCACUAUCCUUAAAGAUCUGUGUCCGCCACUGCAAUGUGGUGAAGACCAUGCAGUUUGAGCCAUCGACAGCCGUAUACGAUGCCUGUCGAGUCAUUCGGGAGCGAGUGCCCGAGGCGCAGACUGGACAAGCCUCUGACUAUGGGCUGUUUCUCUCUGAUGAAGACCCCAGGAAAGGGAUUUGGUUAGAAGCAGGGCGGACACUGGAUUACUACAUGCUGCGGAACGGGGAUAUUUUGGAGUACAAGAAGAAACAGAGGCCUCAGAAAAUCCGGAUGUUGGAUGGCUCUGUGAAGACAGUGAUGGUGGACGACUCGAAGACAGUUGGAGAGCUCCUGGUCACCAUCUGCAGCAGGAUAGGAAUAACAAAUUAUGAAGAGUAUUCUUUAAUCCAAGAAACGAUUGAAGAAAAGAAAGAGGAAGGGACGGGCACACUCAAAAAAGACAGGACGUUGUUACGAGACGAGAGGAAGAUGGAGAAGCUGAAGGCCAAGCUCCACACGGAUGACGACUUAAAUUGGCUAGAUCACAGCCGGACAUUCAGAGAGCAAGGGGUGGAUGAAAAUGAAACUUUGCUUCUUCGACGGAAGUUCUUUUACUCUGAUCAGAAUGUGGACUCAAGAGACCCGGUGCAAUUGAACUUGCUUUACGUCCAGGCUCGGGAUGACAUCCUGAAUGGCUCUCACCCUGUCUCCUUUGAGAAGGCAUGUGAGUUUGGUGGAUUUCAAGCCCAGAUACAGUUUGGACCUCAUGUGGAGCAUAAACACAAGCCUGGAUUCUUAGAUCUAAAGGAAUUCCUACCGAAAGAGUACAUCAAGCAGAGAGGAGCUGAGAAGCGGAUAUUUCAGGAACAUAAAAACUGUGGAGAGAUGAGUGAAAUGGAAGCCAAGGUCAAGUAUGUCAAACUCGCCCGGUCCCUCCGGACAUAUGGAGUGUCCUUUUUCCUGGUGAAGGAGAAAAUGAAAGGCAAGAAUAAGCUGGUUCCCCGCCUCCUGGGUAUCACCAAGGAUUCUGUCAUGCGCGUGGAUGAGAAGACCAAGGAAGUGCUUCAGGAGUGGCCGCUCACCACAGUCAAACGCUGGGCAGCUUCACCCAAGAGCUUCACCCUGGAUUUUGGAGAGUACCAGGAAAGCUACUAUUCAGUACAAACCACAGAGGGGGAACAAAUAUCCCAGCUGAUCGCAGGAUACAUUGACAUCAUCCUCAAAAAGAAACAAAGCAAAGAUAGAUUUGGGCUGGAAGGGGAUGAGGAGUCAACCAUGUUAGAAGAGUCAGUUUCCCCAAAAAAGUCUACCAUCUUGCAGCAGCAGUUCAACCGGACUGGGAAGGCAGAGCACGGCUCAGUAGCACUACCGGCUGUCAUGCGCUCUGGCUCCAGCGGGCCUGAGACUUUCAAUGUUGGGAGCAUGCCCUCACCGCAGCAGCAGGUCAUGGUUGGACAGAUGCACCGAGGACACAUGCCUCCACUGACUUCGGCGCAGCAAGCCCUUAUGGGGACCAUCAACACAAGCAUGCAUGCUGUCCAGCAGGCUCAGGAUGACCUCAGCGAGCUGGACUCACUGCCACCUCUCGGACAAGACAUGGCAUCUAGGGUAUGGGUUCAGAACAAAGUGGAUGAAUCCAAACAUGAAAUCCACUCUCAAGUUGAUGCUAUCACAGCUGGGACAGCUUCAGUUGUCAACCUCACGGCUGGUGACCCCGCUGAUACUGACUACACAGCCGUGGGCUGUGCAAUCACUACAAUCUCUUCCAACCUGACCGAAAUGUCCAAGGGUGUGAAGCUGCUGGCGGCCCUCAUGGACGAUGACGUGGGCAGUGGGGAGGACCUUCUCAGAGCUGCCAGGACCCUCGCCGGGGCCGUGUCUGAUUUGCUGAAGGCCGUGCAGCCUACUUCUGGAGAGCCUCGACAGACUGUUUUGACUGCUGCGGGGAGCAUCGGCCAAGCCAGUGGCGAUCUCCUGAGACAGAUCGGAGAGAACGAGACGGAUGAGCGAUUCCAAGAUGUUUUAAUGAGUCUGGCUAAAGCUGUUGCCAAUGCGGCUGCCAUGUUGGUGCUCAAGGCGAAGAACGUGGCCCAGGUGGCUGAAGACACCGUCCUACAGAACAGAGUGAUCGCUGCAGCCACCCAGUGUGCUCUGUCCACCUCCCAGCUUGUGGCGUGUGCCAAGGUCGUGAGCCCCACCAUCAGCUCUCCUGUGUGUCAGGAGCAACUAAUAGAGGCUGGGAAGCUGGUGGACCGCUCUGUGGAAAACUGUGUCCGUGCCUGCCAGGCAGCCACUGGCGACAGUGAACUCCUGAAGCAGGUCAGCGCGGCGGCCAGCGUGGUCAGCCAGGCCCUGCACGACCUCCUGCAGCAUGUGCGGCAGUUUGCCAGCCGCGGCGAGCCCAUCGGCCGUUACGACCAGGCCACCGACACCAUCAUGUGCGUCACCGAGAGCAUCUUCAGUUCCAUGGGUGAUGCUGGUGAGAUGGUGCGCCAGGCCCGGGUGCUGGCCCAGGCCACGUCCGAUCUUGUCAAUGCCAUGAGGUCAGAUGCGGAGGCUGAGAUCGACAUGGAGAAUUCCAAGAAGCUCCUCGCAGCUGCAAAGCUCUUGGCUGACUCCACGGCCCGCAUGGUGGAAGCUGCAAAGGGGGCUGCAGCCAACCCAGAGAAUGAAGACCAGCAACAAAGGCUGAGAGAAGCUGCCGAAGGUCUCCGAGUAGCCACCAACGCUGCUGCCCAGAAUGCUAUUAAGAAAAAAAUUGUCAACCGGCUGGAGGUUGCAGCCAAGCAGGCUGCAGCUGCUGCCACGCAGACCAUCGCAGCCUCCCAGAAUGCAGCUGUCUCCAACAAGAACCCCUCAGCCCAGCAGCAACUGGUCCAGAGCUGCAAGGCAGUGGCCGACCACAUCCCUCAGCUCGUGCAGGGGGUGAGAGGGAGCCAAGCUCAAGCAGAAGACCUCAGCGCUCAGCUGGCCCUCAUCAUCUCCAGCCAGAACUUCCUGCAGCCUGGAAGCAAGAUGGUAUCCUCUGCCAAGGCAGCGGUCCCCACUGUGAGUGACCAGGCCGCGGCCAUGCAGCUGAGUCAGUGUGCGAAGAACCUGGCGACCAGCCUGGCCGAGCUGCGCACCGCCUCGCAGAAGGCCCAUGAAGCCUGUGGUCCCAUGGAAAUCGAUUCUGCACUAAACACAGUGCAGACUCUCAAGAAUGAGCUGCAGGAUGCCAAGAUGGCCGCUGCAGAAGGUCAACUGAAGCCACUUCCAGGAGAAACGCUAGAGAAGUGUGCUCAGGACCUGGGAAGCACCUCUAAGGGAGUGGGCUCCUCCAUGGCACAGCUCCUCACCUGCGCUGCUCAGGGCAACGAGCACUAUACAGGAGUGGCAGCUAGAGAAACAGCCCAAGCUCUGAAAACAUUGGCCCAGGCUGCCCGGGGAGUGGCUGCGUCCACAAAUGACCCCGAGGCUGCUCAUGCCAUGUUAGAUUCUGCUCGGGAUGUGAUGGAGGGCUCGGCCAUGCUCAUCCAAGAAGCUAAGCAGGCCUUAAUUGCACCUGGAGAUACAGAAAGUCAGCAGAGGUUAGCCCAGGUGGCCAAAGCUGUGUCUCACUCCUUGAAUAACUGCGUGAAUUGCCUCCCUGGCCAGAAGGAUGUGGAUGUGGCCUUGAAGAGCAUCGGGGAGUCCAGCAAGAAGCUGCUUGUAGAUUCGCUACCUCCCAGCACAAAGCCUUUCCAGGAAGCCCAGAGUGAGCUGAACCAGGCUGCUGCGGAUCUGAACCAGUCUGCUGGGGAAGUCGUCCACGCCACGAGGGGCCAGAGUGGAGAGCUGGCGGCCGCUUCUGGAAAGUUCAGUGAUGACUUCGAUGAGUUCCUGGAUGCUGGCAUUGAGAUGGCUGGCCAGGCGCAGACGAAAGAAGAUCAGAUGCAAGUGAUAGGGAACCUUAAGAAUAUCUCUAUGGCAUCCAGCAAGCUGCUCUUAGCCGCCAAGUCUCUCUCUGUAGAUCCUGGAGCUCCCAACGCAAAAAAUCUUCUGGCUGCAGCUGCAAGAGCUGUCACAGAGAGCAUCAAUCAGCUCAUCAUGUUGUGUACCCAGCAGGCCCCGGGGCAGAAGGAGUGUGACAACGCCCUGCGGGAGCUUGAGACUGUCAAGGGGAUGCUGGAAAACCCCAAUGAACCUGUGAGUGACCUCUCUUACUUCGACUGCAUUGAGAGUGUGAUGGAAAACUCCAAGGUUCUGGGCGAGUCAAUGGCAGGGAUUUCACAGAAUGCCAAGACUGGGGACCUCCCUGCCUUCGGGGAAUGUGUGGGGAUCGCAUCCAAGGCUCUCUGUGGCCUGACCGAGGCCGCGGCCCAGGCUGCAUACCUGGUUGGCAUCUCUGAUCCAAACAGCCAGGCAGGCCACCAAGGCCUGGUGGACCCCAUCCAGUUUGCCAGGGCUAACCAGGCGAUCCAGAUGGCAUGCCAGAACCUGGUGGACCCUGGCAGCAGCCCAUCGCAGGUUCUGUCGGCUGCCACCAUCGUUGCCAAGCACACCUCGGCCUUAUGCAACGCCUGCCGCAUCGCCUCAUCCAAGACGGCCAACCCUGUGGCCAAGAGGCACUUUGUGCAGUCAGCCAAGGAGGUCGCCAACAGCACCGCCAACCUGGUCAAGACCAUCAAGGCCCUGGAUGGGGAUUUCUCUGAAGACAACCGCAAUAAGUGUCGGAUUGCUACCACACCCUUGAUCGAAGCUGUGGAGAACCUGACCGCCUUUGCAUCAAACCCUGAGUUUGUCAGCAUUCCUGCUCAGAUCAGCUCUGAGGGCUCCCAGGCACAGGAACCAAUCUUGGUCUCAGCCAAGACCAUGCUGGAGAGCUCAUCAUACCUCAUCCGCACUGCACGCUCUCUGGCCAUCAAUCCCAAAGAUCCGCCCACCUGGUCUGUGUUGGCUGGACAUUCCCACACCGUGUCGGACUCCAUUAAGAGUCUCAUCACAUCUAUCAGGGACAAGGCCCCUGGGCAGAGGGAGUGUGACUACUCCAUUGAUGGCAUCAACCGCUGCAUCAGGGACAUUGAGCAGGCCUCCCUGGCAGCAGUCAGCCAGAGCCUGGCCACAAGGGACGACAUCUCUGUGGAGGCCCUGCAGGAGCAGCUGACCUCGGUGGUCCAGGAAAUCGGGCAUCUUAUUGAUCCCAUUGCCACAGCAGCUCGAGGGGAAGCUGCCCAGCUGGGACACAAGGUGACACAGCUGGCAGGCUACUUUGAGCCCUUGAUCUUAGCUGCAGUCGGUGUCGCCUCCAAGAUGCUGGACCAUCAACAGCAGAUGACAGUGCUGGACCAGACCAAGACCCUCGCAGAGUCCGCCCUGCAGAUGCUGUACGCAGCCAAAGAAGGUGGAGGAAACCCCAAGGCACAGCACACCCACGAUGCCAUCACGGAGGCUGCACAACUGAUGAAGGAAGCUGUGGACGACAUUAUGGUGACACUAAAUGAAGCUGCCAGUGAAGUGGGGCUGGUGGGUGGCAUGGUGGAUGCCAUCGCAGAGGCCAUGAGCAAGCUGGAUGAAGGCACACCUCCAGAACCAAAGGGAACAUUUGUUGACUACCAGACAACCGUGGUUAAAUACUCCAAAGCUAUUGCCGUCACGGCUCAGGAAAUGAUGACUAAGUCGGUUACUAACCCGGAGGAGUUGGGAGGCCUGGCUUCACAAAUGACCAGUGACUAUGGGCACCUGGCUCUCCAGGGCCAGAUGGCAGCAGCCACCGCCGAACCAGAGGAGAUUGGAUUCCAGAUUCGCACACGUGUGCAGGACCUGGGUCAUGGCUGUAUCUUCCUGGUGCAGAAGGCGGGGGCCCUCCAGGUGUGCCCCACAGACAGCUACACCAAGAGGGAGCUGAUCGAGUGUGCCCGUUCCGUCACUGAGAAGGUGUCCUUGGUGCUGUCCGCUCUCCAGGCCGGGAACAAGGGGACCCAAGCCUGCAUCACGGCUGCGACUGCAGUGUCUGGGAUCAUCGCCGACCUGGACACCACCAUCAUGUUUGCGACGGCAGGGACGCUGAAUGCAGAGAAUGGCGAGACCUUUGCAGAUCACAGGGAGAACAUUCUGAAAACAGCCAAGGCCUUGGUGGAAGACACGAAGCUGCUGGUGUCAGGGGCCGCCUCCACUCCAGACAAGCUGGCCCAGGCAGCUCAGUCCUCGGCAGCGACCAUCACCCAGCUUGCCGAGGUGGUCAAGCUGGGGGCUGCCAGCCUGGGCUCCAAUGACCCUGAGACCCAGGUGGUACUGAUAAAUGCCAUCAAAGAUGUGGCCAAGGCCCUCUCUGAUCUCAUUGGUGCUACCAAGGGAGCUGCCAGCAAGCCAGCCGAUGACCCCUCCAUGUACCAGCUCAAAGGAGCCGCCAAGGUGAUGGUGACCAACGUCACCUCUCUUCUGAAGACAGUGAAGGCAGUGGAAGAUGAGGCCACCCGGGGCACAAGGGCGCUCGAGGCCACCAUCGAGUACAUAAAGCAGGAACUCACGGUAUUCCAGUCAAAAGACAUACCUGAGAAGACAUCAUCACCCGAAGAAUCAAUAAGAAUGACGAAAGGCAUCACCAUGGCAACAGCCAAAGCCGUGGCAGCUGGGAAUUCAUGUAGACAGGAGGACGUGAUUGCAACCGCCAAUCUGAGCAGGAAGGCUGUCUCAGAUAUGUUGACAGCUUGCAAGCAAGCAUCCUUCUAUCCUGAUGUCAGCGAAGAGGUACGAACUAGAGCCUUGCGGUAUGGCACAGAAUGCACCCUGGGCUACCUGGACCUUCUGGAACACGUCUUGGUGAUCCUUCAAAAGCCGACCCCAGAACUCAAGCAUCAGCUGGCUGCUUUCUCCAAGAGAGUUGCUGGUGCUGUCACAGAGCUCAUCCAGGCAGCGGAAGCCAUGAAAGGAACAGAGUGGGUGGAUCCGGAAGACCCAACCGUCAUUGCGGAAACAGAAUUACUGGGAGCUGCGGCGUCCAUUGAAGCUGCCGCCAAGAAGUUAGAGCAGCUGAAGCCGAGAGCAAAACCAAAGCAAGCAGACGAGACCCUGGAUUUUGAAGAACAGAUCUUAGAAGCUGCUAAGUCCAUUGCUGCUGCCACAAGUGCCCUGGUCAAAUCUGCCUCAGCAGCCCAAAGGGAGCUGGUGGCCCAAGGCAAGGUGGGCUCCAUCCCUGCCAACGCUGCUGACGAUGGACAGUGGUCACAGGGGCUGAUCUCUGCUGCCCGGAUGGUGGCGGCAGCAACCAGCAGUCUCUGUGAGGCAGCCAAUGCCUCUGUUCAGGGACAUGCCAGCGAGGAAAAGCUCAUCUCAUCUGCUAAGCAGGUCGCAGCUUCGACCGCUCAGCUGCUGGUGGCCUGCAAGGUGAAGGCCGACCAGGAUUCAGAGGCCAUGAAGCGGCUACAGGCAGCAGGAAAUGCUGUGAAAAGAGCCUCAGACAAUCUUGUCCGUGCAGCCCAGAAGGCAGCCUUCGGCAAAGCUGAUGAUGACGAUGUCGUUGUGAAAACCAAGUUUGUGGGAGGCAUUGCUCAGAUCAUCGCAGCCCAGGAAGAGAUGCUCAAGAAAGAGCGAGAGCUGGAGGAAGCCAGGAAGAAGCUGGCCCAGAUCCGCCAGCAGCAGUAUAAGUUCCUACCCACGGAGCUGAGGGAAGAUGAGGGCUAAUGCCUACCCAUGAUGGCGAGCCCCGGGAAGUGGCGCCCCUCCCCCCCCAACAAGAACUGGACAGCGCAGUGUUCCCAAGGGCCAGGUACUUCCUGGAAACUGCUGGCCCUCCACCUGGAGUCUCUUUCUCUCUUCUCGGUCCUGUUACCAUCGGCUGCAUGAUCAUGAUCUCACACGGUACAGUGUCCCACCCACAGCUCCUCCAGCUCCCCUCGUGCCUCGCUUUAUCUCAGGAGAGAGGGGCGCACAUUUCAUGGACUGUUACCAAAAAAGAGAAAAGUCAGUAUUAUGUCAUUCUCAGACACUCUAGUCUUUGUCCUACAAGACUGCUCCAGGGCCUCUUUGUGACAUCACACUAGGAAAAGAACAACAUCAACAACAAUAGUAAUGGCUCACGGGCAUCAUCUGUAUCGUGGACACAGCUACUCUCUCUCUAGAGAGAAGGCGGAAGCUGCCAUUGGACACUGUUAGUAAAGCCAGAAACACUCCCUGGUGGACUCUGGGGUCUAGAGUCACAGAGGUCCUUGUAAGUUUGGAGCACUGAUUUGCCCACGGGGGUGAAGAACCUCUGCCCCAUUUGCACGCUUUUCUUGCCUCAGUGUGUAAGCUCCUUGUACAAUCUACAUCCAUCUUGUAUUCUGUGGCCCAGAAAAAUGGAAGUUAUUAUUUUUGUUUUCCUCCCCCAAAGGGCAGAGUUGUGGAAAGUGGUCAGGGUUAGGUGGGCAGGGGCCGGAAUAAAAUCCUGGGCUCCUUGA
Molecule: messenger RNA, 8683 nt
Organism: Peromyscus eremicus (cactus mouse)
Lineage: Eukaryota; Metazoa; Chordata; Mammalia; Rodentia; Cricetidae
Gene: Tln2
Product: talin 2
Biological process (GO): cell-cell adhesion
Cellular component (GO): cytoskeleton; focal adhesion; ruffle
Molecular function (GO): integrin binding; actin filament binding; structural constituent of cytoskeleton
Source: RefSeq, a predicted model, not a curated record